UGUUAUCAUAAGUUUAAUAAUCCCAGCGAAGGCUCUGACCAGAAGUGGCCUCUUUGUGCAGCAGAGAUGAAAAGUGUUAUGUUGGCUGCAAAAGACACAGAAACGUGUAUGAGAAGAAGUAAUCUUGCUGCAAAUCUGAACCCAAUCCAAUACUGUGAUCCUCUUAGUGGUAGGAACGUGGUGAUGACUUUGUUUCCUUCUAAUAAAUCUAGUCCUCUAACAGAAAGAUCGGUGAUUGUGGUCGGUGCGAGGAUCGAUGCAUUUUCACUUUUUGACAAUGCUGCCCCUGGAGCCGACUCGGCAGUUAGUGGAUUGGUUACUCUCAUGGCAACUGCGAAUGCUCUUGCUUUACUCCGAAAAGAUAUAACAAAAAAAAUGAAUGAAAAGAAUUUGACCAAGAAUGUGUUGUUCAUCAUUUUUAAUGGGGAAUCGUUUGACUACAUUGGAUCUAGCCGUGUAGUGUACGACAUGCAGAAGAAACAAUUUCCAGUCGUUCUAAAAGAUGACGUAAACUCUCAACCAGCCCUUGUUGAAUUACACCACAUUUCUCAUUUUCUAGAGUUGGCUCAAGUGGUGCCACAUAGUGGUGGUAAACAGCAUCUGUGGAUUCACACGGAUCCAUUAUCUUCUCAAGUGGAGAAGGUGAACCGAUCUAUUAACUACCUAACAAAAAUACUGUUGAAGGCCGGUGAAAACUCCUCUAGACCUGACCUUUCGCUUGCUCCCUGGGAUAAACCAUUGCCUCCUGCUUCAUUACAUAGGUUUCUCCGUGCAGACUUGGAUAUCCCUGGUGUUGUUAUUAGCAACCAUAAGGAUGAGUUCACUAAUAGAUACUACAACAGCAUAUAUGAUUUCAUACCCAACAUCAAUGACACCGAAGUUUUAGAUAUCCUUGCCUCUAACAUAACUGCACUAACUUCUGUAAUUACGGAGACGGUCUACGAGCUGUUGACGGGGGAAAGACCAACUCACAUAGAAGUGAAUGAAACUUUGGUGCAAGGACUGUUGGAGUGUUACUUGGCAAAUAUUUCUUGUGAUUUAUUCAGAACCAUAAGUAAACUAUACGAACAUGCAAAGAAACCAUAUCCAUUAUAUGUUCGUGUAGAAACUCGUCACAUCAGUCCUGUUAUCGUUUACACCAAGCUCCUCCUGGCUCAUCUGACUGGUACUAUUUUGCAAAAUAAAACAAAAGAUGAUUGUAAAGCUGAAGAAUCAAAUGAGAUUUAUGUGUAUAAUUGGAUUAGAGGAUCAGAUCCAAACAACACAGGUGUUUGUGUUCAGUCUACUACAAGGUUUACGUUAGCACAGUCUCCAGCCUUUGAGCUAAAAGACUGGACUUCCACAGAAUAUUCCACAUGGACUGAAAGCGUAUGGACAGAAAUUUCUUGCCGAAUCUUUCUGAAACCAAGUAGAGUCCAAGAAGGAGUUACCUUUGCUAUAGGAAUCAUUAUUCUUGUAAUCUCUUUUGGAAUAGUUUACGCUAUAAAAAAUCAAGCUCAUGUUCUCUUUGGGUCCAGAAACCUUAUCGCUUGCUAGGAAAACGCCACAAAUCAUAUCGCUUUGGCUGACUUACCGGGGAGCGUGCAAUUGGCAGAGGCCAAGGAUUUGCCACCCCCUACAUUUUUGUAAUUGAAACCAUCAACAUUUAUUUUAUUUUUGGCCAUUAGUUUGAUAACCAGUCAUCUUCUCUUAUCUACUGUGAUCUAGUACAUCUUAUUAAAGUUUUAGAAUGUUUUUACUUGCUACUAAAUUAAAGAACUUAUACAGCGAA
Limulus polyphemus (Atlantic horseshoe crab) is the source of this 1771-nucleotide messenger RNA. RefSeq names its product nicastrin-like. Gene Ontology annotation, biological process: protein processing; Notch receptor processing. The record is from RefSeq and is a predicted model, not a curated record. The transcript has 10 exons. The annotation marks the transcript as partial. Lineage: Eukaryota; Metazoa; Arthropoda; Merostomata; Xiphosura; Limulidae. Gene Ontology annotation, cellular component: membrane.